AGCCAGCCAGCCAUGACGCUGCGUGCGUUAACGGUGAGUGAGUGGGCCAUCAUCGCAGAAUACCUGAUGCCGGAACUCCACAACCACCAACAGCAGCUGCAGCAGUGGCCACUCGGCGACAUGGCAAAGUGCUGCGUUCGCCCCUCCCAGCGCGACAACUACAGGGCCUUCUUCAACCUCAUGCUCACAUGCCGCGAGUUGUACCAGGACCUGCCGUGGCGAAUGCCAAAGUGGUGUCUGGCUGGAGUGUUUAACGAGCUUGCCGAGCUCCGCACGCUCAACGACGGUGUCGACGACAUGGCCGACGAAGAGGCGGCGCGCGCUGACCCUGUUUACGAAAUCGAAGGAGGCAUCUACGAUGUUCCACUGCGAGACGCUGGCCCCAUCAUGAUGUGGCUUGAUGCAUUCCAACAAGAAAAACGUCACCUCCAAAACGAGGACAAAGAACACGAAGGGGAUGGCCCUGCAUAUGACGCCGCCACACACGCCUGGAUGGACAACAGGUUCCUCGCAUACAGCUGGCUCGGUGUCACAUGGAACAGUGGCUGCGUGUUUCUGCUCUCCAAAGUAGGUUCUUUUUGUACCGCACGUGAUUUCUGGCGCGAGUUUGCGCACUGUGGGCGCGUCGCUUUCAACAGCUUGGAGGCGAUGGAACAAUGGGAGAUGAUGGCAGACUACGCACCGUACAUCAACGAAAUGGUACUGACACAAGGCUCAGAAGAGCCUUGUCUGGAACUCGACACAACCAGCGACGAGAACCUCGCAUCCCCUGACAAAGCUGUGCAACAACAACAACAACAACAACAACAACAACAACAACAACAACAACAACAACAACAACAACAACAACAGCAACAACAACAACAACAACAGCAACAACAACAACAACAACAGCAGCAGCAACAAACCCUUCCUUCGCCAGCGUUGUUUUUCUCCACAGCGACAUUGAACACCCAAGCAGAGGCGGACCAGUGGAACCGCCUGCGUACCACCGUGUUGGCACGUGCUCAGGGUGAACUGGUGUGCCUGAAUCCAAAACCACCCGUCUCCUCCCUCACGGCGUCCCGCAUCAAUCAGCUGCGCAUCCAAACCAGGCUGCAUGCCCCUGGCAUUGGUGAGCUGAACCUGCACAGCGUGGGGCACGCCCGAUGGGAACUGGUUGUAAAUGACAGUGCGCAUGUCGACGAGCUGCGCAACAGCGCACGUGCCCUGGCCGCUGUCUCCGACAUACGGCUCGUGUCGCGCGUGCAGCAACCAAUUGACAUCACGCCACUAGCCGGGGUGAGGUCGCUCAGCCUCGAGGCCGUCCGUGUUGGCAGCGGCCACGACGUGAUUGCAGCCGCACAGACCCUUCACCUCUCAGAUAUGACCCUCGAUGUCAACACGCUCACCGCCAGCCACGUCCGGCUGACCAACGUGACUGCCGCGCCAGACGUGCUGAACCUGCCCAACGCCACCCACAUUGAGGUGCUCAACUCAAACAUCAAGCGAAUCGAAUGCCCCUCCCGCAUCUGCAGGCUGGUCAGCCACUCGGACCACGUGCCACCCCCGCCCAUCCCGAUCUUUAACCAGGCUGACAUGGUGGACAUCCACGCCUGCGCCACCCUCAUAUGCGAGCGGGCGUGGGACCUUCUCGAGUGCACCGACAAUGUCGUGUUUCGCGAGUGCGUUGCCGACAUUAGUGAUCUGCGCGGGACACCCGACCACGUGCGCGUGCGUGCGUGUGGUAUAUCUGUGCAUGAACCCGCGCCAUCCUGCGUCAAGGCGAUGGUGGUGCACAAGGAUGACGCCUUCCACUGCAGAUUCGUGGCGGGCGUGCCCGUGGUGAACAUCUUCGGCAGGUUCGACUCACCACUGCACGGUCUCCGCCACCUCUCCGGUCGCACGGCGCUGGGCCUGACCAACUGCAUGCUUGAUGGUGGCGAGAUUGCCGACUGCGGGAUACUGCGCUUGCUCCACAGUCAUGGGCGGGUUGGUGUGACCAACAUCCAGUCGCUCAUGAUCGAUCACACGCGCGUCGUUGCGCCCAAGCCACCAGCACCCGACGACGCCAACCAUGAUGAUAACGGUGGUGGUGGUGAUGCUGAUGAUGAUGAUGAUGAUGAUGAUGAUGACGAUGAUGAUGAUGAUGAUGAUGAUGAUGAUGAUGAUGAUGAUGAUGACGUGUUUGGUGCCGAUCCACUGGCGCUGACACAUGUGCGCGAUGUGUUCACCUGCCGGCUUUUGGAUUGCGACGUCCCCGACUUUCGCUGUUUGGCCGGAGUUCAGCGCCUGGUCCUGAACGAUUGCAUAUUUGAUGAUGUGGCGUCGCUGCCAGCUGUGCAAUCGCUCGUGGUGCGCGCGUGCACAACGCGCGACAAGACGUGGCAUUGGCCGGAUUUGGCGCUUGUUGGGCGUGCGGUGGCGGAAAUGAGGCAGGUGCUGCUUGCAGGCAAGGACAGGGUUGUUGAUGACGACUUGGACUUUGACUCUGAUGACUUUGACCUCGAGGCUGAUGAUGCCUUUGACCUCGAUGCUGACGAUGACUUUGAUGAUGAAAAUGAGGACGAUGAUGAGAAUGAGGAAGCAAGAGGCGAAGCCUAA
Salpingoeca rosetta is the source of this 2583-nucleotide messenger RNA. RefSeq lists its product as uncharacterized. The record is from RefSeq and is a predicted model, not a curated record. The transcript has a single exon. Bases 13 to 2583 code for a protein of 856 amino acids. Lineage: Eukaryota; Choanoflagellata; Craspedida; Salpingoecidae.